Molecule: messenger RNA, 601 nt
Organism: Ceratosolen solmsi marchali
Lineage: Eukaryota; Metazoa; Arthropoda; Insecta; Hymenoptera; Agaonidae
Product: NADH dehydrogenase [ubiquinone] 1 alpha subcomplex assembly factor 3
Exons: 4
Coding region: 44-577 (177 amino acids)
Biological process (GO): mitochondrial respiratory chain complex I assembly
Cellular component (GO): mitochondrial inner membrane
Source: RefSeq, a predicted model, not a curated record
AAAAUUUAAAAUAAUAAAUAAGUUAUUAUAUUAAGUAAAUAUUAUGGCAAAUCUGUUUAAAACACUUUUAACUUCAUCUUCAUCUUAUUUAUUAAAAAGAAGUUUAUCAGUAACAUCAACUAAUUAUUUAUAUAAAAGAGAUGGUAAUUCAACCUUAACACUUUUUGAUAACAAUAUUGAUAAUGUAUUGAUGAUUAAAGGAAUUUAUGUGAAUGGAUUUCUAUUAAAUAAUGGAGUUAAAGUAAUAGGUCCUAUGAUAAUGUUUCCAAAAACUAUGUUAUGCUGGAAUAUUGCUUCUUCUUUAGAUAUGAAUGAAGAAUCUUUUUCACUUUUGUUAAAUCUUGAGCCAAAAUUAGAUAUAUUUAUUAUUGGAUUAGAUGAUAAAUAUUCAUAUAAUACUCCAUUUUUGCAUAAUAUUAAAGAACUUUUUAGAAAAUAUAAAAUUUUAACAGAGAUAUUACCAGUUUAUCAUGCCUGUGCAACAUUUAAUUUUAUCAAUCAUGAAAAUAGAUAUGGAGCAGCCGCACUUAUUCCUCCAAAAAAAAAAAAUUGGUUAUCAAAACGAAUAAUUGAAUAGAUGAUAAUAAUGAUUAUAUUAUUA